AGAAAAGCUUGUACCCAAUCAUACACAAUUGGUUUGAAAGCCGCCAUGCAAGGCUUUGCUCUCCGUCUCUCCUUCCUCCUCAUCAUCAUCUUCUUCCACUUCUUGGCUCUCAGAUUAGCCGCCAGCCCCACCGCCGCAUCGCCGCCGCCUUAUAACGCAACCGAUUUGUUGCUCCUCAACUGCGGCGCGCCGUCGGAGAUCACUUCAGAUGAGGGACGCGAUUGGGAUACGGAUAACCACUACUUGCGAUUCAUGCCAACAAACACGGCGGCGAUAUCGUUUCAGGCCACCGCGGAGCAAGGCCCUUCCGUGCCCCGAGUUCCGUUCACCACCGCGCGUGUCUUCACCUCCCACCUUACCUACUCCUUCCGUGUCUCCCCCGGCAAAAAGUUCCUCCGCCUCUACUUCUACCCCGCCCAAUACUCCGCCGCCGCCGCCGCAGGCGGCGGCGGCGGCGGCUUCAAUCAGGCCGAUUUUUUCUUCUCCGUCACCGCCAACCACUACGUCCUGCUCCAAAACUUCAGCGCCUCCCUAACGGCAUCCGCCUCGCCGUCGUCAAACCCUACCGUUAAAAAGGAAUUCGUCGUCGACGUUGACGAUAAACAGCAACUGAACCUUACUUUCUCGCCGUCUCCAAACGCUUAUGCCUUUGUCAAUGGAAUCGAAAUCGUGUCAAUUCCGUCUGAUUUAUACUUCCGGGGCGAAAAUUAUCCAAUAAAGCUGGUCGGGCAGGCGAGCGAGACUUAUUUUUCCAUUGAUAACUCCACUACCUCCCUGGAAACUUUGUACAGGCUGAACGUGGGAGGCAUCCAUCUGGGCCCCACAGACGACACGGGCAUGUUUCGUGAGUGGUCGGACGACAAGGAUUACGUUGUCUAUCGAGAGAACCAAACGCCCAACUUGGCCGUACCGGUUAAUUAUACUAACGAAACUCCGGCUUAUACCGCUCCCAACGUGGUUUAUACCUCGGCGAGGACCAUGGACGACCACAAUAAUAAUAGUAAUGGCCUAUUUUGGGAUUUCCCAGUUGACGGAGGGUUUUCGUAUCUUUUAAGGUUUUAUUUCUGCGAAUUUGAGCCUGAAGUCAAUGAUACAAACCAGCGAGUUUUCUCCAUAGAGGUGAAUAACUCGACAGCAGAGGGGCAGUUUGAUGUUAUUGAACAGAGCGGUGGCCCUGAGGUUCCAAUAAUGAGAGACUACGUGAUUCUUGUUCCGGACCCGGAUACUCGCCGGAGCAAACAAAUUGUUUCUCUCUCGUUACGCCCUAACAUGGAGGGAAAACCCAGGUACCGCAAUGCAAUUUUGAAUGGUUUAGAAAUUUUUAAGCUCAAUGACUCGACGGGGAAUCUGGCCGUGCCUAACCCUCCGGAAAUUCCGGCCGCCAAACCAGGAUUAUUGCCGGAGAAGAAGGGUAGAAAAGGGUUGGUAGCUAUUAUUGGCGGAGUUGCUGCGUUAGUUCUAGUAAUAAUAAUUGUGACCAUUUUCUUGAUUUUCCGGCGGCGGAAGAGGACGGCGAACCUAGCUCCGAGUGUCACCAAGUCAUCGUGGGUCACUAUGGCUAGAGACUCAAUUACCACACAAAAGACGGGAGGAUCCGACGGGUCCCGUUUGCCGUUGGAGCUCUGCCGACAUUUCUCACUGGACGAGCUCAAACUGGCCACCGGCAACUUCAACGAGAAUUUCGUGAUCGGGAGAGGGGGGUUCGGGAAGGUGUACCGAGGAUACAUCGACGCCGACGUAACCUCGGUCGCGAUCAAACGUUUGAGCCCCGAAUCCAGCCAAGGUUUCCGCGAGUUCCAAACGGAAAUCAAGAUGCUAUCCAAGCUCCGGCAUCUCCACCUCGUGUCCUUGAUCGGAUACUGCGACACCGACAGAGAGAUGAUCUUAAUCUACGACUACAUGGCCCACGGAACGCUGCGCGAUCAUCUCUACAACGCCGGCAAGCCGCCGCUCCCGUGGAAACAGCGCCUCAAGAUUUGCAUCGGCGCCGCGAAAGGCUUGCAUUACCUUCACGCCGGCGCGAGGCAUCCGAUCAUCCACCGGGACGUUAAGUCCACCAAUAUUUUACUGGAUGAGAAAUGGGUGGCUAAGCUAUCAGAUUUCGGGUUGUCCAAGGUGGGCCCACUAGGGGAGGCCGUCAGCCACGUCAGCACUGCGGUCAAAGGCAGUUUCGGAUACGUUGACCCGGAGUACUACAGACGGCGUCAGGUAACGGAAAAGUCCGACGUGUACUCCUUCGGAGUUGUCUUGUUCGAAGUGCUGUGCGCUAGGGCCGCCGUGAUUCCAAACCUGCCGAGAAAUAAAGUUAGCUUGGCGGAGUGGGGUCGUCGGAGUUACGAAACGGGCGACGUCAGCGAGAUAGUGGACCCCAAUUUGAAGGGCCAAAUUGCGCCGGAGUGUCUAAUCCAGUACGUGGAGAUCGCCUGCAAUUGCCUGAAGGAUCAAGGGAUCGAUCGGCCGUCCAUGAACGAUGUGGUGUGGGGCCUUGAGUUUGCAUUGCAGCUCCAAGAUGCAGCCGAUAAGAGAUGCGGCCUCCCUCCGCCGUGCACGCCGGAGAGGCCGAGCUUUCCUUUGCCACAUCCGAAGACGCUUGCAAAGGGCGGCGAGGUGGAAAAUAACUCAGACGAGUAUGACGGUGACGCGUUUACUGCAUCCGAAGACGCUGCAAAAAUAUUCAGGACUAAAAGUAGUAUCACUGCUACUUCUACAAGUGACGAUAGUUUGAGGGGACAAUCUCACACUAUUUUUUCAGAGCUCAGUAAUCAAUUGGGACGUUAAUACAUUGUUCUACUUUGAACAAAAUUUAGCACCCUCAAUAUAUAUUUUCUUUUGGGUAUAACACCUAUAUGUAUCAACUAAUUCUGAUAAACUACAUAGGUGUGUAAUUUUGUAUUUUAUAUGUAUAUAUUUUUAAUUUGCAACAUUUAGCUUAUAUAUUA
Molecule: messenger RNA, 2939 nt
Organism: Ipomoea triloba (trilobed morning glory)
Lineage: Eukaryota; Viridiplantae; Streptophyta; Magnoliopsida; Solanales; Convolvulaceae
Product: receptor-like protein kinase FERONIA
Exons: 1
Coding region: 46-2778 (910 amino acids)
Biological process (GO): protein phosphorylation
Molecular function (GO): ATP binding; protein kinase activity
Source: RefSeq, a predicted model, not a curated record